AUGAUAUUUUUGCUGCUGAGCAUUCUGCUAGAGAAAGUACUUGCGGCUGCAGCUAUAGCUCUGGACCCGUGCUCUGCCUACAUCAGCCUGAACGAGCCCUGGAGGAACACAGACUACCACGUCAAUCAGUCCAGAGGCGUGCCCCUGUGCGACAGCCACGUCUCUGGAGAGUGGUACCGCUUCACUGGCAUGGCCGGCGACGCCAUGCCCACCUUCUGCAUCUCUGAGAAUCACUGUGGCACCCACGCUCCCGUCUGGCUCAACGGCAGCCACCCCCAGCCCUCUGACGGCAUCGUCACCCUGCCUGUGUGUGCCAGCUUCAAUGACAACUGCUGCCAGUGGAACGCCAGCGUGGAUGUGAAGGCCUGCACUGGGGGCUACUAUGUGUACCGUCUGCCCCGACCCUCUGUCUGCUUCCACGUUUACUGUGGACAUUUCUAUGACAUCUGCGAUGAGGUGGAGUGCAGAGGUCCCCCGUGUCCUGAGUCUGAGUGUCGCUGUGCCCCUGGAACCGUCCUGGGACCUGACAAACAGACGUGCCUGGAUGUUAAUGAGUGUGAAAAGGGGAAUGGCGGAUGUGCGGAGGUGUGUGUCAACACCAAGGGCUCCAGGCGUUGUGAGUGUGGGCCGGGCCGAGUGCUGGACGAGGACGGACACAACUGCAGAGAGAUAGCAGGCUGCCACGUUAACAAUGGAGGCUGCAGCCACGGCUGCUCUUCGCUGACGGAUUCCUAUCAGUGCCGCUGUCCCCGAGGGCUGGAACUGGGAGAAGACAAACGCACGUGCCAAGUGCCAGUCCAGUGUGAUUCAAGCUCUAUAAAAGUGUCAGUCCCUAAGGACCUAGUAGGAGGGCUGGAUCUCUUCCUGUCCAACUCCUCUUGCCGCGGUGUGUCCAACGGCACACACAUCAAUCUCAGCUUCAGCCUUAAGACCUGCGGCACUGUGGUGGAGGUGACUGAUGACAAGAUUGUGGGGACCAACCUGGUGACGGGCCUCCCCAGGACCAGCCCGGGCAGCAGCAGGGACAUGAUUGUUCGCACCAGCAAGCUGCUGCUCCCAAUCACCUGUGAGUUUCCCAGGGAGUACCAGGUGUCGGACGGGUACCAGGCCAGCCAGCGCAGUUCUGCCCUGGAGCUGGCAGGCCACAGUGAAGGGGUCUUCCCUUUCUCCCUGGAGCUCUUCAAGAGCGCUGAGUUCUCUGAGACCUACCGUGCUCCUCCCCAGCUCCGCCUGGAUGACUCCUUGUUCUUUGGGGUCGAGCCGAGGGAGAAAGUCGAAGGCCUUGCUGCCCUGGUGGAGAGCUGCUUCGCUACACCGAGCCCCAAACCUGACCAGGCCCUUAAAUAUUUCCUCAUCAAAGACGGGUGCAUCUCUGAUGAAACGGUAAAGCAGUACUCAUCCAAGGACCAACUAUCCAAACACUACCAGGUUCCUGUCUUCAAGUUCAUUGGCAAGGACAACCGAGAAGUGUUCCUCCAUUGCCGUGUGUUAGUAUGUGGGGCAGGAGACUCCCAGUGUGCUCAGCACUGUCGAGGACGUGUCCGCAGGGAGCUUCAGGCCAGAGAUCCAGUGGACCAGCGGGUGCUAAGUGGAGGUCCCAUCUUUAUUCUGCCUGAGCUGCAGCCAGCAGAACAAAAAGCCAAUGAGACACCGUGA
This is a messenger RNA of Myripristis murdjan (pinecone soldierfish), 1656 nucleotides long. RefSeq names its product oncoprotein induced transcript 3 (gene oit3). Lineage: Eukaryota; Metazoa; Chordata; Actinopteri; Holocentriformes; Holocentridae. The transcript is spliced from 9 exons. Bases 1 to 1656 code for a protein of 551 amino acids. Gene Ontology annotation, molecular function: calcium ion binding. The record is from RefSeq and is a predicted model, not a curated record.